CCAUUCUGCAAGAUUCACCCAUAUUUAAUCCAUAAUGCUCUCACAGAUGGAGUGAGGUUUUUGCCCAAAAUCUCACCACAUAGCCUCAUUCAUCCUUUCCCUAGUGUAGAUUAGUAGAUCUGUCUCCAAAACAAUCAGCCUCAAAGCAUGAUGCGUCCAUCCCCAUGCUUCAGAGGAUAUGACCUUCUUGGGGCACAUCUCUAUAUUCUUCCACUUCCAAACCCAGUAAUUUUUAUUCCCAGCAGACAGGGAGCCACCAUGCUGAGGCUGUGCUCAGCCCUGCCAGCUCUCCUUUGGGCCUCGCUUUCUGUCCUUUCGGCAGCCUCCAAAAUCUGUGAGCCUGCCCCCUACUGGGACAUCGCAGGACAAGUACCAAUGCAAGAACAGCUGGGAAAUGUGGUGGUGGUGGCUCUUUUGAAGGCUACCUGACAGUUCUGCCUCACGCAGGCGUCCAAAAUUGGAAGCCUGCGUGACAAACUGAUCAAGAAGAACGUAACAGGAGUUUCUUUCAUGAUAGUAAACGAGCUUGAAGCCCAUUCCCUAGCCAUGUACUGGAAGCUAAAGAAGAAAGCGCCACCUGGAGUCCCGGUGUAUCAGCAGUCCCCUCUUCAAACGGAUGUUUGGGAGAUUCUGGAUGGGGACAAAGAUGACUUUUUGAUCUACGACAGAUGUGGAUUGCUCACAUUCCAUAUUGAGCUGCCAAAUAGUUUCCUGAGGUAUCCUAAUGUAGAGAAUGGAAUUCUAACUACUUAUACUCAAGACAUCUGCAACUGCUCUGCUAAUUCUACUUUAUCCGGAGAUGGAAGCACUUUCACGAGGAAUUACUCUCUGCCGAACAAUGGAAGACCGGAGAAUGAUUCCGUGGUUGAGACUACACUUUUGAAGACCAGUCAGAAUGAUAGUCAUCAUCAGCAUAGCCAUCAUCAUCCUCAUCAUCAGCAUGGUCAUCAUCAUCCUCAUCAUCAGCAUAGCCAUCGUCCUCAUCUUCAUCGUCAACAUCAUUCCCACCACCAGAAUGAUGAUAGUUAAUACUUACGAUUAACUGGGUUGAAUUUUGUACUUGUUUAAAACCCUACAUUUAGUGUGAAGUAAUAACAUUCUUUGAGGAUCUGAAUAUAUUUUUAUACAUAAAUUGUGAUAGCAUUUUCAGGCUCUAAUGGGAUAAAGUGCACAGAUCUCCUCAUCCUCUUCCGUAAAUGAAGUCCACGGGGAAAAACCUGCCUGCAGGAGGCUGUGGAUGGAUGGACAGGAAGUGGUUUGAGUUCUGGUCACUCACACAAAAGCAGAGGAAAGUGUGAAAUUCUGUUUAGUGUUUUAUUAACUUUAACAGGAGGGUUCUUAUACUAAUUCACUUAAUUUUUUUGGCUACAUGUUCAUUUGUCAGAUUGUACCCUGAGUACUAUGACAGGUGAUGUUUGACACUUUUAUUACACACUUAGUUAUUUAGUGCUGUUAUGCUAUACAUUUUUUGUGAUUAAUUAAUUUUCACCUGUAAUUAAUUAAUCUAUUUUUAAUCUAAUCCAAUAUUCGUUGUGAUGAACCUCAUCUUGAGGUAUUUCUGUCUAGAUUUGUGACUUUGUGGAACAGUAAAAGAUCAAAUGACAACUGCUUCCAACGUUUACUUUUACACCACCAAGGGGUAUUUUUUUCAAUCUCUAUCAAUUAUGAAAAUAAAUAAAAAACAUUGGGUCCAGAGUCCUCUAAUUAAAUAUAUUGAAAAACAGUAGUAAAUUUUUUGAGCAAUCCUGAAAAGCAUCAACCAUUACCAUUUUAUUAAAACUAUAAUACAUAUACGUUUUUCCACAUAAGUAAUAAGUCGAGUUUGAAUGUAAAAAUCAUUUGACAACCCUAUUUUUGUUUGUUUGUUUUUCAGUUUAGAUCGUUCAAACCAGCCUGUUUUCUCUGUCAUUUCCCUUUAAUGAAUGAGUUUAUAUUCUAUACUUUUAUAAGUUUUUUCACAUUUUAUUACAACAGCAAGACAGUAAUAAAAAGUAAACAGGGAUUUUAUAUUUUCCUUUAACCGGUUUGGUGAAUUUGAUCAUUUUGAAGACUGGGAUACAGCAGAAGAGAAUAUAACUGACACCAGAGGAUUUGAACCAUUUAGACUUUGUAUAUUUGUUGUGACUGGGCAAAAGCAGGCACCAAGAGGUGAACUGUCCCUCUGAAAUGAUGCUUUGUUCAAUUGUUUAAUUGAUUUUUUUUGUAUAAGUGACCAUAACAUAAGUGAAUUAAUUACCUUUGAGAUGUUGAUUUUUAGAAAUGAAUGCAAUUUGUGUUAGAAA
Oryzias melastigma (Indian medaka) is the source of this 2282-nucleotide messenger RNA. RefSeq names its product selenoprotein P2 (gene selenop2). The transcript is spliced from 5 exons. Gene Ontology annotation, biological process: selenium compound metabolic process. Gene Ontology annotation, cellular component: extracellular region. Gene Ontology annotation, molecular function: selenium binding. NCBI's taxonomy places the organism in Eukaryota, Metazoa, Chordata, Actinopteri, Beloniformes, Adrianichthyidae. The record is from RefSeq and is a predicted model, not a curated record.